GAGCACCAUGAUAAUAUUUUUAGGAAAGUUAGAGGAAUACUCAAUAAACUAACACCGGACCGAUUUGAUAAGUUGAGUUUGGAGUUAUUGAAUGUCGGGAUAGACUCUCAGACUGUACUGAAAGGCAUUAUAUUUCUGAUAAUACAGAAGGCUUUGAACGAGCCCAAGUACAGUUCUCUGUACGCUCGUCUCUGCCAGAGAUUAUGCGAGGAUGCGCCUAACUUUGAGUCACCUAAGUCUAAUGUAACUACAUUCACAAAAUUAUUGUUAAACAAGUGCCAGGAUGAAUUCGAAAAUAGGUCUAAGGCAACUGAAGUAGCUUUCGAAAGGGACGGCCCUCUCACCCCAGAAGAAAUGGAGCAGAGCCUUAUUGCAAAGUCGAAAAUGCUCGGCAACAUCAAAUUCAUUGGGGAACUUGGAAAGUUGGAGAUGGUACAAGAGGGAAAAUUGCCAGGAUGUUCUAGCAACAAUGAUGCUUCCACUUAUUCUGGCAACAACAACGUCUGCCCAAAUCCAGAGGACUUGGAAUGCCUCUGCCAGAUACUACGUACUGUGGGGAAAAGAUUGGACCACGACAGGGCCCAGGCUUGGAUGGAUCAGUACUUUGAGAGGAUCAAAACACUUCAGAAUAUGCCGGGACUGCCUCCAAGGAUCAAGUUCAUGUUGCAGGACAUAAUUGAGUUGAGGGCUAACAAGUGGCAACCUCGCAAGACCGUACUUCCUGAGGGAGCUCCUAGGACCAUUCAACAGGUGAUUCGAUUGUGUGUGUGUACAAGUGGAAUUGGAUCUGAAUGCAUGGAGAAUCAGGAGAGCAUUCAAGAAGAGAGUGGCCUCUUCAAUACCAACAAAAUGCCUCAGCAUCCUAACAUGAGUCCAUCCUACCUCCUCUCUGACCCAUUCUUCUCUGGGCCCCCUUCCAAUCCUCAGUUCUUCAAUGACCCAUUUGGAGGUGUUAUGGGUACUAACAACCCUGGGAGUCAUUGGCUGGGAGGGGGUACGGCCAGAGAGCUGCCUCCAAGAUUUCGCAAGCAGCAGCAGCAAGAUCCGGAGAUGAACAAACCUUCUCUCUUGGAUAGAAACCUGGCCAAGGUUAAACCAUCUACAUCACUGGAGGAGGGCGAGCAUCGACACAAACCCAGUAGCAGCAGCAACAAUCCGAUGCCCCAAUUUCAUCCUCUGGCAUCUGCGUCAAUGGGGUCCAGGCCACCCUUGCUGCCACAAGCAGGCUACUAUCCACCUAACUAUCCUCCUAAUUUUAUGAGGCCACCUCCUUUUAACAUGCCACCCUAUCAUCUUCCUGGGGCUCCUUCAAAUUUUCAUCCUCCUCACAUGGUUAUGCCCUCAAGAGGUUUCGAAGGGUAUGGGGCUGGUCGUGGCGCCCCUCAAAUGCAUCUGAUGAGGCCUAACCAGAAAGGGCACAAUGAUGAGGAGAUUAGUUUGAGGCCGAUGAAUGCAUUAGCACCUACUGCUGCUGCUACUGGCAAUGUGAUGAAAUAUCCUACUGACGAAGAUAGAGACAACAUGAGUAGGCUGAUUAAAUCAUUGCACGAGAAGGAGCUCUUCACUUCAGAUCAGUUCAUGAAGUCAUUCAAAAUCUUACUGGAUCGCCUGAGCAUACUUGAGCAAGAUCUUCCUCUUGCUAAAUCACACCUUGCAAGACUGGCUGCCCAGGCUGUUUGCUGUGACUCGGUUUCACUAAUCGACAUAGCCGGACCCCUCGCCUCUGGGAAUCAUUAUCCGAUGUUUUUGCUCUGCUUGCAGCAGUUGGUGAAGUUGGAAAGCAGCCAAUGGCUUGCUGGGCGAUUUGAUGCUAGCAAGAUUAACCUGAGAUCUAUGCUACCUGCUGAACUUGAGAAAAAUGAUAGACUCAUGGAAAUCUUGGAAGAUAGAGGUCUUGGUUUUUUGCUACCACUACAAAGAGUUCAGGGUGAAAUGUGGAAACAUGGCGUGGCUGCCGUUGGUCCUAGCGCUGCUGUUUUUUUCAAGUGGUUAAAAGAGAACGUUGAUCAGAAAUUACACUCAGAUCCUAUGUUUGUUUCAAUGCUAGUCACUACAUUGAUAAAAUUCAUCACUAUGGAGUCAACAUUGAAAGAGGGUCUCGAUACUUCUGUAGCUCCAGACAAACAAACUGUCUUGAAGGAGAAACAACUACUCGAAAAAUAUAAGGGGGUUCUCCAGAAGUUCCUACUGGAUAAGAUUGAUUUGCAUGUCAGCGCCAUCUACGCUCUGCAAGUCUUCUCUCAUUCUAUGAAUAAUCCCAAAGGCUUGCUGCUACGUCUGUUCAGUACACUGUAUGACCUUGAGGUAAUCUACGAAGAAGCUUUCCUCAAAUGGAAGGAAGAGGUCAAUGAACUUCAGCCUGGCAAAGGUCAAGCCCUCUUUCAGGUUAACCAAUGGCUUGUAUGGCUGGAGCAGGCUGAUGAAGAUUCGGAGGAGGAGGAUUAA
Messenger RNA from Helobdella robusta, 2445 nucleotides. RefSeq lists its product as hypothetical. Gene Ontology annotation, cellular component: eukaryotic translation initiation factor 4F complex. The transcript is spliced from 17 exons. NCBI's taxonomy places the organism in Eukaryota, Metazoa, Annelida, Clitellata, Rhynchobdellida, Glossiphoniidae. Gene Ontology annotation, molecular function: protein binding; translation initiation factor activity; mRNA binding. The annotation marks the transcript as partial. The record is from RefSeq and is a predicted model, not a curated record.